Brachypodium distachyon (stiff brome) is the source of this 1158-nucleotide messenger RNA. RefSeq names its product glycolipid transfer protein 1. Gene Ontology annotation, cellular component: cytoplasm; membrane; cytosol. Gene Ontology annotation, biological process: ceramide transport; intermembrane lipid transfer. The record is from RefSeq and is a predicted model, not a curated record. The coding region runs from base 291 to 899 and encodes 202 amino acids. Gene Ontology annotation, molecular function: ceramide 1-phosphate transfer activity; ceramide 1-phosphate binding. The transcript is spliced from 7 exons. Lineage: Eukaryota; Viridiplantae; Streptophyta; Magnoliopsida; Poales; Poaceae.
GGAAAAGGGGGCACUAGGAUUUUUCCUUGCUUUGCUUGGCAACAAUUCCCUUGUCUUCCUCCUCGAGCGAGCGCCGCCACCGCUGCCAGCGCCCCAGCCCCCUCGCUCCGUCGCUCGUCUUCCUCCUCGUGCGAGCGCCUCCACCGCAGAUAUCUAUCUCCCCUGCAAUUCUCUCGUUCCCGACCGUUUCUCCUCCCAUCACCCCACGAACAGAUCCCGCCCUUUAGCUUCCCGUUGCAUCUCCUUAAUCGUCCCCAAUUCGUAACUGAGGCAAAAAUCAAGGUAGGGAGAUGGCAGAGACAGUGUUCACUCCCUGUUUGGAAGGGAUGAAGCAUGUCAAGUCGGACAGCGGGGUCAUGCUCGCCAAACCCUUCCUUGAUGUCUGCAAGCAAAUCUUGCCUGUCUUGGAUAAAUUUGGAGCUGCAAUGGCAAUUGUGAAGAGUGAUAUUGGUGGUAAUAUCACGAGGUUGGAAAAUAAGUAUUCUUCAGACCCAUCAAAAUAUGAGCACCUGUACAACAUGGUCCAAGAAGAAGUUCAAAACAAGACAGCAAAAGGUUCGUCGAGCUGCACAAAUGGACUUCUGUGGCUCACAAGGGCUAUGGACUUCCUCGUUGAACUAUUCCGUAACCUGCUUGAUCAUCAAGACUGGACUAUGAGUCAAGCUUGUACUGAUUCAUACUCAAAAACUCUGAAGAAAUGGCAUGGCUGGCUUGCCAGUUCUAGUUUUACGGUGGCUAUGAAGCUUGCUCCCAACAGAGACAAAUUUAUGGAGGUCAUCACGGGAACUGGCGACAUCAAAGCAGAUAUCGAGAAGUUCUGCACGACCUUUUAUCCUUUUCUCAAAGAGAAUCACGACUUCCUGGCCAGUGUUGGACUUGAUGACAUGAAGGCUUCUUGAUGCAAUACACAACAAUAGUUACCACAGAAUAAGUGUCUUGCUAUUUUACAAAAUGUCACUGUUGCCGAGGAUAUACUGGUUUGCAUACCCAUCUUCAGAAAAUUAUGUUUCAAUAAUAAGUUUGUUGAAAUGUUUGGGCUGCCAUGACUGUGGCUACUUACACAAUGAAAUGAAUUGACAUUUUGAGUAUCUGAAGUUCUGAACUGCCUUUGACAGCUGAGAAGAAUGCAAAUAGGCAGUUGUUAUUGUCGUGCGUUUA